This is a messenger RNA of Fusarium proliferatum ET1, 2529 nucleotides long. RefSeq lists its product as uncharacterized. The record is from RefSeq and is a predicted model, not a curated record. Lineage: Eukaryota; Fungi; Ascomycota; Sordariomycetes; Hypocreales; Nectriaceae. Gene Ontology annotation, cellular component: nucleus. Gene Ontology annotation, biological process: DNA-templated transcription; regulation of DNA-templated transcription. The coding region runs from base 1 to 2529 and encodes 842 amino acids. Gene Ontology annotation, molecular function: zinc ion binding; DNA binding; DNA-binding transcription factor activity, RNA polymerase II-specific. The transcript is spliced from 4 exons.
AUGACCCCAACUCCUCCUUCGACAAACUCAUCUCAGGGAGCCCGGUCUCCCGAGGAACAGUUCCGUGUUGUGAGGAAGAGGAAUCGCGUGCCUCUAAGCUGCUAUCCUUGUAGGACGCGCAAAAAAUGUGACAGAAGUCAUCCUUGCAGCAAUUGUACGAAGCGCGAGGGUAUGGGGACCACCUCAUGCUCUUAUGCCACGCCGGUUACACGCAAGAAGAAUCAAAGUCAAGGAGACUCGAGUCCUGAUGACAUGCAGAAUCGUAUUGACCGUUUAGAAGGCUUAGUUUUAUCCCUUAUGCACGGAGGUGCUAAUGUAGAUGCUGCAUCCGCUGCCGCCGCUGGAGCAGCGACAACACAAUCCACCACGGACAGCGGAUCUUCCGCCAAGGCUGGAAAAGGAGACGACAAUGCAAUGGCAUAUGAUGAGGAGGAAAACAGUGACGAAGAGGAGGGACUGGCUACGUCUUUGGGUUUUCUUAAAGUGGACACGGACAAAGGCAAGUCGCUGUAUGUUGGCCAGGAACAUUGGCAUACCCUCCUUGCCGAUAUAUCUGAGGUGAAAAACUACUUCACGUCUCACAAAAAGGAGUUAGAAACAAGUUAUGAGCGAGUCAAAUCUUCAAAGCCCAUGGCUGCAAGAGAGGGGCCGACACUCCUGCUAGGAGCACUCCCAGCUUCCGAGAUUGAAAUAAGAGCAGAGCUUCCCCCCAAAUCUGCUGUUCUGACGCUCUGCAGUCGAUAUUUCAACUCCAUGGAUAAUGCUGUCAACAUCAUUCAUGGACCAACAUUUCAACAGCAGCUGAAAGAUCACUGGCAAGAUCCCAACAAGACACCCAUUAUGUGGCUUGGUAUGCUCUACUCGGUUCUCUGCCUAGCAAUGCUGAGUUACCAUAAAGUGGGCGACGAACCUCCUGAGUGGAGAGGGCGAACCCUUGAGCUUGCAAACGAAUACCGUUUACGCACGGUGCAAUGCCUGAUCAAAUCAGACUAUACAAAGCCUAACGAAUAUACGGUUGAGACUAUGAUACUCUAUGUAUUUGGAGAAUAUUCGUCUCGAUGGGAUGCUGACCUAGGAUUGUGGUUAAUCGUGUCUUUAAUUGUUCGAAUCGCGUAUCGAAUGGGUUACCACCGAGACGCUAAAUGGUUUCCGUCAAUUACACCAUUUCAAGCGGAAAUGAGACGGCGGACGUGGGCUCUCGUGCGAAUGUCGGACGUUAUCUUCUCCCAUCAGGUUUCUCUGCCCAGCAUGAUCUACGAAAAUGAUUGCGACACCCAACUGCCCAAUAACAUAUUUGACGAUGAGUUCAAUCCCAGCGUCAAGGAGCUGCCCCCUUCUCGACCAUCCACUGUCGCUACUCCCAUCGCCUACAUGAUUGCCAAGUCAAGAUUAUGCUUUGAGUUGGGAAACAUCCUCCAGGCUACAGGGCAAGUUGGCAAGCAUGUGCCUUACGACGAGAUUAUUCGAUUCGAUGCCAAACUACGACAGAUCAUGCAAGAAUUACCGCCGCAUUUGAAGUUAACGACAUUAGAAGGGUCCCAUGAUCCAGUGACUCUGAUCAUUGCCAGGUUCAAUGUCGAUAUCUUAUACCAGAAGAUUCUAUGCUUGCUUCACCGAAAAUACCUUCCCAGGGCGAGGCAGAGCGCAAGAUAUGCACACUCUCGGAGGGCUGCAAUUGAAGCAUCAUUGACCGCGCUCGAUCAUCUGGCAGUAUUGUACCGAGAAUCACAAUCCAACGGGAGGCUGCGCUCAGUCAGUUGGUUUGUGAAGUCGAUCGCUACCAAAGACUUUACGUUGCCUGCAAUGCUGGUCAUUCUUGAUCUCCAUUUUGACAACAUUGCCGCGCAGUCUUCAGUUCCCCAAGACGAUGAGGGUGCUUCAACUUGGAACGAUGACCAACGAUCCAAAAUGAUUGGCAGCUUAGAAACAGCGAGAGAAAUUUGGAACACACUUGCAGAUACCUCGAUGGAAGCAUUCAAGGCGGCUAAGGUCAUCGAUAUCAUGCUAGAUAAGAUCAAGGACCCUGCCUCGAUCGGUCCAGAAAUGCCGGGCGCUCCAUCGCCAAUGCCAGGCCUGACGCAAGGUGUUGGGACUGAUGUUUCGCCGGCUAUGGCGCCGGAUUUUGUCUCACCAAACAGCUUGCCCGAUUUCAAUGCGACGGCCAACCCCUUUUCGACGCCUAACCCGGCCGCCUUUAUGGGCAUGGACUUUGGCAUGCCUGGGUCUGAAGGACUUGAUUUUCAAACCGAUGGAUUCGCUGGGGCUGGUCCAGCUUCCCCUUUCUCCUCCAUGUUCAGUAACCUGGGAGCCAACACUAAUGCUGGGAUGGAUAUGGGCGCGAACUUUGACUGGAAUGCCUUUGAAAACUAUACGCAGAUGGCCAACUGGGGAGCAGACCAGAGUUUUCAGAUAUACGGCGCUGGAGGAGACCAGUCAUCCCCGGGACAGACCUCUUCGUUGGGUGGUCGUAGUGGAAGUACGUCACAAGCGCCAGGACAAGGAGGUGGCAGAGAUGCGAAUAUGCAAUGA